This is a messenger RNA of Betta splendens (Siamese fighting fish), 1884 nucleotides long. RefSeq names its product arginine/serine-rich coiled-coil 2 (gene rsrc2). Lineage: Eukaryota; Metazoa; Chordata; Actinopteri; Anabantiformes; Osphronemidae. The transcript has 10 exons. The coding region runs from base 153 to 1382 and encodes 409 amino acids. The record is from RefSeq and is a predicted model, not a curated record.
UCGGUGAAUAUAGGGGUUUUAAGGGCUACAACUUGGCAACCGUGAUCAACUUAGCAGACAACGGUUGUUAGCAUCUAGCUAUCUACCCACGGUCCGUUCGCCCAGUAAACUAAACAGCUACGGGACGUGUAUAUAUAGUGUUUUAUCAAAGGAUGUCGGCAAGUGACACAGAUUCUGUCGACUUGACGCGGACAACCUCCCCAGUUUAUCACAAGAAAAAAUACAGCAUGGAGUCGUCUAGGUCGCCCAGAACCUCCAAACAUCAUCAUUCACGGUCAAGAUCUCGCUCAAGGGACAGAAAACGUGACCGAAAGUGCAGACGGAGUCGCAGCAGGAGUAAAGAGGCACGAAAGAGAGAUUCCGAGAAGCCAUCAAAAUCACACAAAAAAACAGACGAGCAGCCAGAGCAAGAGAGACUUUCAGCAGAGAAUGGGGAGGAGCGGUCCCGGCGCAAAGACAGAAGGCCAUCCAAGGGCAGGAGUUUGUCCAGGUCACAUUCACGAGAGAGACGGCAUCACAGCAGAAGUAGGGACAAACGACGAUCACGAUCACAUAGCCGAGAUAGAAAGAAGAAGGCAAGGUCUCGGUCGGGUUCAAGGAGCAAGCAUCGUCAUCAUAGCAGAAGUCGUAGUAAGAGCAGGGAGCGAAAGAAAAAGACAGAAAAAGUGCGCAGGAGGAGUCGAAGCAGGUCCGCCGAUCCUCCGGCCUUCCGGGCCCGAAACACAGCUAUGGAUGCCCAAGAGGCUCUGGCCAGAAGGCUUGAGCGAGCCAAGAAACUACAAGAACAGAAGGAGAAGGAAAUGUUUGAGAAACAACAGCAACAACAGCAGGAGAUAGUUGCAGCGGCUGCCCCUAUCGCAGCAGUGGCUGCAGCAGCAGCAGCAGCUUCAAAUCCAGCAAUCAAUGUGGCAGCUCUUCUGGCCUCUGGGACGCAGGUUACGCCUCAGAUUGCCAUGGCGGCACAGAUGGCAGCCCUUCAGGCAAAAACAUUGGCAGAGACUGGUAUUGCCGUACCAAGCUAUUAUAACCCAUCUGCUGUUAAUCCCAUGAAGUUUGCAGAACAGGAGAAAAAGAGAAAAAUGCUAUGGCAGGGGAAAAAGGAUGGGGACAAGUCACAAACAGCAGAGCUGUGGGAGAAGCUAAACUUUGGGAACAAGGACCAAAAUGUCAAAUUUCGCAAACUAAUGGGUAUUAAAGGUGAUGAUGAAGCAGAAGCUUCCAAACCACUAAAUGAUGAAGGCUUGAAGACUCUUCAGAAGCAGGAGGAGAUGUUUAGGAACCUUGAUGUUCAGUAUGAGAUGGCCCGCUCUCAAACCCACACCCAAAGAGGAAUGGGCCUUGGAUUUUCCUCCUCAUUUUCACGUGGAAUGGAUUCUAUCUAGUGCCAAACCUUACUGUUAAUGCCUCUCAUCAAGUUGGACUACAAGUUUAUCGCUGGCAUCUAAGCUUGCAUGGAUGUUUUCUCUGAAUCUGUAAUUUAUUUAUAGACAAACAUCUCACACAUUGGACGCUAUAAUGUAAAUAGUCAGAUGCUGAGUUCUCUCAGUGUUUAUUAACCUGUACAUCUGUGGAAAAGAAAGCAUCAGUUUGACCAGCUGGUGCUGGUUACAAUUGUGGUAGUUUAAAAUCCUCCUAUUGAUGUGAUUGUUUGAAUAUAAAGUAAAUAUGUCAUUCAAGUGAACACUGUUUGCAACCAUACAGCAAAAGGCAUCUGAAGUUGAUGUAGCAAUAUCAGAAUCUCUUAGUUUCAUUGAUCCUGAUUGGGGGGGGGGACAAACAGUGGUUUAAAUACAUAUUGUCCUCAAGAUUGAAAAGGCUUGAAAAGGACUUGAGAAGGUAAUGAAUAUUACAAAUGUUCUUUCAAUAAAUUAGGUUUGUGUUGAA